Durio zibethinus is the source of this 1247-nucleotide messenger RNA. The record is from RefSeq and is a predicted model, not a curated record. NCBI's taxonomy places the organism in Eukaryota, Viridiplantae, Streptophyta, Magnoliopsida, Malvales, Malvaceae.
UGAAAUGUGGGCUGGUAUGAGCAACUUAUUUUUUUUUAGGUCCAACCUGGGUAGCAAAAUAAAACCUAUAUUUCAGGCCGAGUAGGAUUUGGGAUGCUUAAAACUUAUUAAUAUCCUGUUUAGACCAAGUUCAAUCCAGGUAUAGAUCUAGUAUAAUCCAUUAAGUUUCACAAAUUCUGAUUGCUAUAAAAGUUUGGGUAAAUAUUAGUUUACGCGUUUUAAAUCUAAAAUACAAAAGUUUUAUAUAUAAUUAAUCAAGUUUUUUUCCCUUAAAUUAUUCAAUGCUUCUUCUAAUUAACUGUUGAAGUUUUGGAAUUUCUUUUCGUUUAGGAUUAUUAUUCUGAUAUUUUCCCAAUCAGCUUCAGGAACCAAGAACAUGUUGGCAGACAUGGUUAAGGAUGAUAAGAAACCAACAGCCGGCUUUGGGAAUUAUGCAUAUUCAGAUCCAAGCAAGGAAUUCAAAGGAAGCAAGAACAUGUUGGGUGACAUGGUUAAGAACAAUGAUAAAGUAGUAGACGACCGUGCAAAUUAUGGAUAUGGAAAUCCAAGCAAGGAAUUUGCAGAUGGAAACGCCCCAACCAACAAAGAUGUCUACUUUUUUGAGAGCGAGCUGCAUCCUGGUAGGACGAUGAUUUUAAAGGACCUAACCAAAAAAGCAAGCAAAGCAACAUUCCUACCACGUUCAGUUGCAGAGUCGAUCCCCUUUUCAACCCAAAAGAUUCCGGAAAUCUUGAAAUAUUUUUCACUGGAAGCAAAAUCAGCAGAAGCUAACUUACUCAAAGAAACAAUUGAGAAUUGUGAAAGACCUGCCCUCGGAGGAGAAGAAAAGUAUUGUGCUACAUCAUUUGAAUCGUUUGUCGAUUUGGGUGUUUCCAAGCUAGGAAAAAACAUCCAGCUUCUGUCAAAUGAAUUGGAAAAAGAAACACAAAACCAAGAGUUUACUAUUGGGCAGGGAGUGAAAAUGAUGGGAGAAUCAGAGAUCGUUUGUCACAAGAUGAAGUAUGCAUAUGCUGUGUUUUUAUGCCAUUCCAUUGAUAAAACAGCUGUGUAUACGGUUCCAUUAGUUGGGGCAGAUGGGACAAGAGCUAAGGCGUUGGCUGUUUGUCACAAAGAUACAUCAACUUGGAACCCCAAGCACUUGGCUUUUCAGAUCCUCAAAGUUAAGCCAGGAACAGUCCCCAUUUGCCAUUUCCUAGUCAGAGAGACCCUUGUCUGGCUUCCCAACUAAAAUUGCUACAAGAUCAGUA